AAGAUCUCACAUCACUCUGCAACAACACUAACGUGCCCAAAAAUGCUCUCAAGAUCAAUAGCAAUUACUCGGGCAUUCCGGCCCGCAGCCAAUACCGCAAACCUGCGAAUACGUUCGGUCAAUCGAAUAAAUUUACCUCCACUAAUCGGGUUAAAUAGUUUUCUUAGAGGCUCUCCCGUUUCUACAAUAAGAGGAUAUGCUACUGCUAGGGGUGGCGGCGGGCCUCAAGGUCCAUUUCCUCCGGGUGGAACACAUAGUAUGGAUCUCGGGGGCAGUGGGGAAGAGGAAUCUGCAUUGGGAAAAUUUGGCACAGAUUUGACCGCCCGUGCUAGAGAUGGGAAGCUAGACCCUGUAAUUGGUCGUAACGAAGAGAUCCGCAGGACCAUCCAGGUAUUGUCAAGGCGGACGAAAAACAACCCCGUCCUCAUUGGCUCGGCAGGAACUGGAAAGACAGCAAUUCUAGAAGGUCUUGCACAGCGGAUUGUCAGUGGCGAAGUGCCAGAAAGUAUGAAGGAUAAGAGAGUUGUAAGCUUAGAUUUGGGACAGCUGAUUGCAGGGGCUAAGUACAGAGGUGAUUUCGAAGAAAGAUUUAAGGGCGUCUUGAAAGAAGUUUCUGGAGCUCAAGGGAAGGUUAUCCUUUUCAUUGACGAACUUCACACACUACUUGGCCUGGGAAAGACGGAGGGUUCGGUCGAUGCAUCCAACCUUCUCAAGCCUCAGUUGAGCCGUGGAGAGCUUCAGUGUUGUGGAGCUACUACUUUAAAUGAAUAUCGCCAAAUCGAGAAGGAUGUGGCUUUAGCUCGGAGAUUUCAGCCCAUCCUGGUUGACGAACCCAGUGUUCAGGAUACCAUCAGUAUACUUCGAGGGAUCAAAGAUAGGUAUGAAGUACAUCACGGUGUCCGGAUUACCGAUAACGCCCUUGUCUCUGCAGCUAUACUGUCGAACCGCUACAUUACCGAUCGUUUCCUACCUGACAAAGCCAUCGAUCUAGUCGAUGAGGCUGCUUCGGCAUUAAGGCUUCAGCAGGAGUCACAGAAGGCCAACCUCCAGAAGAUCAAAACUACGAAGGAGGAGUUAGAGCAAGCGAGGGUUGUUUCUAAAGCCACGGGCAUUCCCACCACUAAACUUAUGUCUGGGGAAGUUGAGAAACUGGUUCAUCUUGAGGAUACUCUUCGGCAGUCAGUUCGUGGGCAAGACGAUGCUCUCAAGUCAGUUGCUGAUGCCGUCAGGCUCCAGCGUGCCGGAUUAGCCAACGAUCACCGCCCCACUGCCAGUUUCAUGUUUCUAGGACCCACGGGUGUUGGAAAGACAGAAUUAUGCAAAGCAUUGGCUACGACCUUAUUCGCAAGCGAGAAUGCAGUUAUUCGAUUCGAUAUGAGCGAGUUUCAGGAAAAACACACUAUCAGUCGGCUGAUUGGAAGCCCAGCUGGCUAUGUCGGUUACGAAGAUGCGGGACAGUUAACAGAGGCCGUCAGAAGGAAACCGUAUGCGGUUCUCUUAUUCGAUGAAUUUGAAAAGGCCCAUAAAGACCUCUCCUCGUUGCUCCUUCAGGUCCUUGAUGAAGGCUUCCUAACAGAUGCUCAUGGUCGGAAGGUCGAUUUCCGUUCCACAAUCAUAGUUCUCACGUCCAACAUCGGUCAAGACAUCCUUAUCAAUGACCCAUCCUCAGACGUCGCAAUAUCGCCAGCUAUCAAGCAACAGGUCAUAGAUAUUGUACAGCAUUCCUACCCACCAGAAUUCCUCAACAGGAUCGACGAAUUUAUAAUUUUCCAGAGACUCUCGAAGGAUGCUAUUCGAGAUAUUGUUGAUAUUCGAUUGAGGGAAUUGCAGGAAAAGCUUGACGAUCGUCGGAUUAAACUCGACGUAGAUGCCAAAGCAAAGGAUUGGCUCAGUGAGAAGGGAUAUGACACUCGAUACGGCGCAAGACCAUUGAACCGCCUUAUUGGCAAGAAAUUAUUGAAUCCAUUGGCAGAGAGAUUGAUUCGUGGAGAAAUAAGGAAUAGUGAAGUAGCUAGGACUAGGGUCGCACAGGAAGGAACAGAAUUGGAAGUUCUCCCAAACCAUCAGCCCUCCACUAGCUCCAAUCAGAGGUAAACAUUGGAUCCUUUAGAGGAUUAACUUAAUGGGCUGUGACCAGCUUGGGUUUUUGGAGAAUCUGGUUUGAUGCAUAAUAUACGUAUGGCGUUUUGUGAUCUCCACUCAUUUCCCUCGGUUUGGUGUUUCUUGUCUCUUAAAUCACGGCCUUGUAUGUAGUAUGAGGAUUUACUUUAAUGGAUAGGCUCAUCAUGCCGUGUUUGUGCGAUUGCACCA
This is a messenger RNA of Tuber melanosporum (Perigord truffle), 2310 nucleotides long. RefSeq lists its product as uncharacterized. Gene Ontology annotation, biological process: cellular response to heat. The coding region runs from base 43 to 2094 and encodes 683 amino acids. The transcript has 7 exons. Gene Ontology annotation, molecular function: ATP hydrolysis activity; ATP binding. The record is from RefSeq and is a predicted model, not a curated record. Lineage: Eukaryota; Fungi; Ascomycota; Pezizomycetes; Pezizales; Tuberaceae. Gene Ontology annotation, cellular component: mitochondrial matrix; cytoplasm.